This is a messenger RNA of Colletes gigas, 1599 nucleotides long. Its product is annotated as myb-like protein X. NCBI's taxonomy places the organism in Eukaryota, Metazoa, Arthropoda, Insecta, Hymenoptera, Colletidae. The coding region runs from base 1 to 1599 and encodes 532 amino acids. The record is from RefSeq and is a predicted model, not a curated record. The transcript has 6 exons.
AUGCGAUUGUCGGCGGUGAUCGAGCUGUUGCUAAUUUUGCUGUUGGUCGCGUUUGCUGCUUACGGCAGAGUUAUCGAACACGAUCGGGUCGUAGAACAAACGAUCAAGGAUGCUAAUGAUUUCGAGCAAAGUAACGUCGGAGUAUCGACUUUAUCGCUGAAACAAGCGACCGACAAUGUCAACAGAUAUUGUACCUGUAACGAGAACAUAUGCAAUUGCUGCAGGGACUUUCACAUACCACUGGUGCAGUUGCAGGGACCAGGAUGCGCGUCGUUGCAAUAUUUGCAGGAGGACAAUUUAGCAGUGCAGCUGAGCUUUGGCGACAACAUUUUGACCAGCACUAUCGUUAACGGAAGGAAUCCAAAGCCGGUGUGCGUUCCUUUGCCAGGAGGUUUUACGAAAUUCUGCGGCAGGAUUUAUUCGAUUCAACGCGACGCAAAGAACCACUUUAAAGCCUGCCUCGGGCUGGAGCUACAGUCCUCGACCGAACUCGAAGCGAGUUUACGCGUAAGCUGUUUCAGAUUUGGUCCCGACGGUUUGAAGUUGCGUCCACCGGAGCCGCUCCCGGUCGUUGAAGCAGAAACCCCGGAAGACGAGGACGACGACGACGAUUUCUUUGGUCUGGAUUCUGACGAGGACGAUGACAACGAAGGGGACACGCCGUUAGCCAACUCUGUGCCAAACUCUUCGGACGAAGAGGACGACGAAGAUGACGACGACGACGACGAGGAUGUCCUUGGAUUUGAUGCUCUUCUGGACAUCAUAACGGGCGACGACGAAUCCUCGACGAAGAAACCGAAGCUCACCACAGCCGCGCCACUUCUUCAGUUUACGAUUCCGAUCCUGACGAAACCAACGUCUGUCUCGCUAUUGGAGUCGCUAGAGGUGUCCACGGUUGAGAACAGUGUGGCCAACCACAGCGAAGAGGAAAACGAGUACAAUCAGUCUUUAAACACCGAUGCCCAAGAGUUUCCCGUCACAGACGCGACAUCGAACGGACUCGAAGAAAUCAUCACCGAUGCUUCCAAUAAAAUAUCUACGUACACGAAGCCUGCUAAAACGUCGACGAACAAACUGACGAUGUCGGAAGCGAACAAGAAGAAGCCUAGCGUCCCGAGUAACAGCAUCAACGCGAUCGAAAAUGAAACGAAUAAAAAAAAACCUUUGAGUAAACCGGUGAAAGACGACGAUGAUAUAUUAGGGACUGAUUUGGAUGAUGAUGACGACGACGACGACGACGACGAUGACGAUGAAGAGAUUUUAGCCGAUGACGAUGACGAGAACGAUAGCGACGAAGGAGAAGAGAACAAUCAGGACGAAGAAGGUGAAAAAGAACACGAGAAUGACGAGGACGAAGAUGAGAAGACCGAAGAUGUCGAUGCCCUUGUUGACGAUGACGAUGACGACGACGACGACGCUGAGGACGCUGUGAUCAGUGCCCUGGCAAACAAUGCUGAGGACGACGACGACGACGACGACGACGACGACGACGACGACGACGACGAUGACGACGCGGAUUACGGGCUCGGUAUUUCCGGACUACUGGCAAGAAACAGGCACUCGAGAAGCGGUCGCCAAAGCAAAGUUAUGAGACUUUGA